AAACUACGCAGUCGGCGAACGCAACGUCACGGUUUGCCUCUUUUCGCGUCCCUGUUCAACCCCGAAGAGUGAAAUCUCUUGCCGUGGAAGUGUGUUUAAGUGUGUGAGAGAUAAUCGCUAUUGUAUAACUUAUUCGUGGAGGAGACACUGAAAUAAAAAUGGCUUCCGCUUCACCUGACGGCGCUGAGCAAGAUUCCCCAUCACCAAGCAACCAACACGGUGUACUGCUCACAGGAGAGGCCGAGGAGGAGACGCAGGGCCUGCAAGCCCCAAAAGAGGAGCCAGUUGACAGCGAGGUGAUAAAAAUGGAAGAAGUGGACGGCGAACAAGUCUACGGGGAAGGGGACAUGAAGGCCCCAGUGGUACCCGACGUAGUCGAAGCGGGAUCGGCCGGAGAAGAAGAGGAGGAAGAGGAAGAUAUGGGCUGCGAGGUUGCCGGAGCAUUGGAGAGCCCGGAACAGCGAAGCCCAGCCAGCUUCAGCGAAACCGGCGACGGCGCAGAGAAGGAGAUGAAGCAGGAACAAAGGGAGGAGAACGAGUCUUCGUCCGGCGACUGCAUAAAGCCAGGCAAAAGCGAGGACGGGACGGAGAAAAACGACACCAGCAAAAGGCGAGCCAGUAUAGAGAUGUCAUCAUCGGAUGGGGAACCCCUCAGCCGCAUGGAUUCCGAAGACAGUAUCAGCAGCACUCUGAACGACAUGUACAGCACGGCGUCCAGCGGCCGCUCCACGCCCGCCAUGAUGAACGGCCAGGGCAGCGCCACGCCCUCCUCCACCAAAAGCAUGGGGUACACCUGCUGCUGGGACCAGUGCCACGUCUGCUUCAGCUCCAGCCCCGACCUGGCCGAGCACAUCCGGGGCCUGCACGUGGACGGCCAGCGCGGCGGGGUGUUCGUGUGCUUGUGGAAAGGCUGUAAGGUGUACAACACGCCCUCCACCAGCCAGAGCUGGCUCCAGAGACACAUGCUGACGCACAGCGGAGACAAACCCUUCAAGUGCGUUGUGGGAGGCUGCAACGCCAGCUUCGCGUCCCAGGGGGGGCUGGCGCGCCAUGUGCCCACCCACUUCAGCCAGCAGAACUCGUCCAAGAUGUCCAACCAGCUCCGGGCCAAAGAGGAGUCUCCCUCCAAGGCCGGUCUCAACAAGAGGCGGAAACUCAAGAAUAAGCACAAGAGGUCCUUACCGCGGCCACACGACUUCUUCGAUGCCCAGACGAUGGAUGCCAUCCGCCACCGGGCCAUCUGCCUCAACCUGGCCACGCACAUGGAGAGCCUGGGCCAUGGCCACAGUGUGGUCUUCCACAGCACGGUCAUCGCGAGGAGAAAGGAGGAUUCUGGGAAGGUCAAGGUCCUCCUGCACUGGACACCUGAAGACAUACUGCCGGACGUGUGGGUGAACGAGACAGACCGGCCGCAGCUGAAGACCAAAGUGGUGCACCUGUCCCAGCUCCCGCAGGACACCGCCAUGUUGUUAGACCCCAAUAUAUACCGAACACUGCCACAGAAACGGCUGAAACGGAGGAUGUUUUUCUAGACUCAGAAGAAGCGUCCGUGUCACCUCCUGCUGCCUUACUGACCCCCCCAAAGUCACACAGAGAGGAGCGUCAACUAGCUGGAACUGUGCAGACCAUGGAAAAGAGUUCUCUCUCCUUUUCAUUUUCCUUUUUCUCAACCCUCAAGUGCACCAAAGUUUUGGCUUUUUUUUAACGGUUUUUUUUAAGUAAAGAAAAAAGAAGAGUCAUCAUAAAUGUAUUAAUCAAAGUGCUAAAUAUCAAGAAAGACAUUUUCAGAUUGUUUUAUUAUUUUUUCAUUAUUGGAAAGGUGAUUGUUAACUCUUUACACAACUGUGUAACAUCUACAGAGGCAUUUAUGGAGAUAUAGUGAUUGUAAAUAUUUCUGCAGAUUUGUAAUAUAUUUUUAUACUACUGAACAGUACUGUAGAUUGUUUGCUUGGUUUAUACAGUUUUGUUGUAUAUAAUGUAAAAGGGAAUGUUGUGAAGGAUAAUGUUGAGACCUAGUAUAACUUGCUCAGCCUCAGUUCCAGUGAAAGUGAAUGGGCUUGUGAAAUAAACUCCACCUCUUUCUUCA
Conger conger (European conger) is the source of this 2086-nucleotide messenger RNA. RefSeq names its product AE binding protein 2 (gene aebp2). Lineage: Eukaryota; Metazoa; Chordata; Actinopteri; Anguilliformes; Congridae. The coding region runs from base 159 to 1532 and encodes 457 amino acids. The record is from RefSeq and is a predicted model, not a curated record. The transcript is spliced from 9 exons. Gene Ontology annotation, biological process: regulation of transcription by RNA polymerase II. Gene Ontology annotation, cellular component: ESC/E(Z) complex.